AGCGCUGCUGCCUCUCUUCUCUCCCCCAUUUAUUAAAUUAUUUAAUUUUUUUUUGUCACCGUGAGAAAUAAAGUGCCAGUGUAGGGCAGGAACAUCAGUAGCGCUUUGAAAUCGUGGCUGUUCGCCGCAGACGGAGCGCUCUCACUCACUGCGCCGAUGAAAGUUGAGCGCAGCACGCUGAUGACCUGCGAGCUUCCUCCGGGGAAACUGUGCAUUUGACUGGCUUAACGAGCGCCUGUUCCCAUCUCUACACUACACAUCAUUUGUUGCUGUCUUGAGCUCCGCUGUCCAGCAGGCUGAAGGCUGUGUGUUUGAACCCAGCGCACUCACGGAUACGGACUCACUCCGAGCAUCACAGAUGGACUGGCUCACACCUGAGAUGUGAAGUGUGUUAUGUGAGCCAAGGUGUUUUCCCACCUCGCUGGUGGUGGGGAGAGAUGCUGCACUCCGUUGCCAUGACAGCAGAAGUUCUCUUUGUUCUUGGGUUCCUGAUGAUGAGCGGCGCUCUGUGUAAUCCUAUCGCGACCUUACCGGUGAGCCAAGAGCGUCUGGAAAGGGUGUUGACCCAAGCUAGGGAGGACAAGCAUCAGGACAAGCAGACUGCAGAGGAGCCGCUGGGAUACAUGGCCCAGGAACAGCCGCAGGAAAUCAAUGCUGUAGGGCCCAACAGGACUGCCAGGUCAAACCUCAGCUCUCAGGCACAAGGAUCUAAAGGCGAGAAUUCCCAGGAGCUGUGGAGCGAACAGGACAGCCUGAACCAAAUAGACGAAGCUCCGACCAGUGACGUCACCCUCUCCCUGGACGCCAUCGACGAGUACGCGUACCCAGACUACAGGGGGAAAGGCUGCAUGGAUGAGAGCGGCUUUGUUUUUGCCAUCGGCGAGCAGUUCACCCCGGGCCCUUCAACGUGCCCUUGCCUCUGCACAGAUGAAGGCCCUCUGUGCUCCAAGCCAGAAUGUCCCAAGGUCCACCCUCGCUGCAUCAAAGUGGACACUAGCCAGUGCUGCCCGCAGUGCAAGGAGAAAAAGAACUACUGUGAGUUUCGGGGCAAGAUCUAUGCUUCGCUAGAAGAGUUUAAGGUGUCUCCGUGUGAGAAGUGCAGGUGCGAGCCGAGCGGAGAGGUGCUGUGCUCUGUGGCAGCCUGCCCACAGACGGAGUGCGUGGACCCGGAGUACGAGCCGGAUCAGUGCUGUCCCAUCUGCAAGGGUGGGCCAAACUGCUACGCGGACACGGCGGUGAUACCGGCUGGCCGAGAGGUGAAGAUCGAUGAGUGCACAAUCUGCUACUGCACAUACGAGGAAGGCACGUGGCAGAUUGAGCGUCAAGCCACCUGCAGUAAGAACGAGUGCCAGCGGAGCUAGAGACUGGCACGGCGACGAGAGAGGGACAUUGGCACGCAACACCAGUGCCGAGCCUCAUGCACACUCUCAGCCUUUCACCCAGUCUACCGGGCAUCAGGGUCGGACAGCACCCCUCAAGCAUUUCAGCAUUAAUACUGUAGUCACUCCUGUAUUACUGAAACGAUGCUUUUAUGAAAGUUUAUAAUCCACACACAGAAUAUCUAUUUAUCUAUGUAUUAAAUUAUUUAUGAAUAUAUAUAUGAAAUAUAGGAGUCAUUAAUGCUGAAACAGUGGAAGACUAUUUUUUAUAGUAUCUGUAUUUUAUUAAGCAAUGUAUUGGACCAGAGGUCAAUAAAACAACAGAAUGUAUAGAACACACACAGCUGUCUUUGGAGGUGCAAGCCUCAACGUCUCUUAACCCGCGGUGUCAUCCGACAAAUCUCGACACCCGUCCCUCUACCACCAAAGUGCAGACCAGACUGUGCGCGAUUCAUUUUGCAGUGCUAGGGUGCAGACUUGCUGUGUAGGACAGCGCAGUGCAGAGUUACAGGCGAACAACAACGAAGAAAGACGAAUAAAUUCACGAGGACUCGACUGUUUCCUGAU
Molecule: messenger RNA, 1946 nt
Organism: Neolamprologus brichardi
Lineage: Eukaryota; Metazoa; Chordata; Actinopteri; Cichliformes; Cichlidae
Gene: vwc2
Product: von Willebrand factor C domain containing 2
Biological process (GO): negative regulation of BMP signaling pathway
Cellular component (GO): AMPA glutamate receptor complex
Molecular function (GO): protein binding
Source: RefSeq, a predicted model, not a curated record